ACACCCUCUGUGUGUAGGUGCCACAUAACGGAGCGGGGAUAACAGAGUGGGAAAAUGCUGCUGGUUCUGCUGCAGAUGUUGGUGCUGGUAUGUGGGGCUCAGCCGCGAUGCGACCCGCAGAUUAGAGGAAUGUGCAAGCCAGGAGUGGAAGAAAAGCCCAAAUGCACAGACAUCCUGCUUUCCUAUUGUGAUGACAUGCCCUACACCAGCACCAUGUUCCCGAACAUCCUCGGCCACACCACCCACAAGGAUGCAGAAACCGGUGUUGAGUACCUCCUCAUCAGCGUGGUUGAAUCCCUGCUGGGCGGACAGUGCAACCCUGAGAUCCGGAUGCUGGGCUGCUCAGUUUUGGCCCCCCGCUGUGAGGGGAACAAGGUCCUAAGGCCCUGCCGCAGCUCCUGCGAGGCAGUGCAUAAAAAAUGCAGUCAUGCUUUUGAGAGGAUCAAGAUGGCCUGGCCCUACUUUCUGGAUUGUGAUCGCUUCUUUGUGAGCGAACAGGAGGGAUGUUAUGACCCACUGGAUGGUCUCAAAGAUCAAGAAGAUGAGGCUGCUCAGGCCAUGGAGGUUCCUGAACUUGAACAGGCUGCUGAACCAAUCCAGUUCACCUACAACUCUAACUCCCAGAUGAUUGGAAUCUUAAAGAAGACUGAAGAUCGAUGCUCUGAAAUUUCCAGGACAUACAGCAUCGGCCGUAGCACAGAGGGCCGGGAGCUGCUGGUGAUUGAGUUCUCCAACAGUCCUGGAGAGCAUCAACUACUCAAGCCUGAGAUGAAGUUCAUUGGAAACAUGCAUGGAAAUGAAGCCCUUGGUGGCCAGCUGCUGAUCUACCUGGCUCAGUACCUGUGCUCAGAGUAUCUGCAAGGAAACGACCACAUCCAGACGCUCAUCAACAACACCCGCAUCCACAUCCUACCCUCCAUGAACCCUGAUGGAUAUGAGGUGGCUACGUCCGGGGUCGGGGACAGUAACUACAGUGAUGAAGAGGGCAACAGAUACAAUUCUAGGAACGUCGGCCGGAACAACGCCGAGAACAUCGAUCUGAACAGAAACUUCCCAGACCUGACAACCAUCAUUUACAGAAGACGCAGACAGAAGGGCUUUCGCACCGACCAUGUUCCAAUCCCAAACAAUUACUGGUUUGGUAAGGUUGCGCCAGAGACGUAUGCAGUUAUGAAGUGGAUUCGCUCCAUCCCGUUUGUUCUCUCUGCGAGCUUCCAUGUUGGAAAUCUGAUGGUCUCUUACCCUUAUGAUCUGUCCAAACACCCGCGGGGAGAGAACAUGUUCUCCCCAACACCAGAUGAUAAGGUUUUUAAACUUCUCGCGAGAACCUAUGCAGAUUCCCACAAAAAAAUGUCCAAAGAAAUCUCACAAAGUGGAUCAUCCAAUGCUGACUGUCAGAGCACGGUCCUUAACGGAGCGCAGUGGUCCAGCAUUGCUGGCGGUAUGCAGGACUUCAACUACCUUCACACCAACUGUUUUGAGGUGACAGUGGGUCUCGGAUGUGAUAAAUUCCCUCCUGAGGAGGAACUGUUCCUCAGCUGGCAGGAUAACCAAGAAGCUUUGAUUACCUUCAUUGAGGCUGCUCAUCGAGGGAUCAAAGGAAUGGUAAAAGAUGAGGAGGGAAAAGGAAUAAAAGGUGCAAGAAUAUCAGUCAGAGGAAUACGGCACGACAUUACCACAGCUGAAAACGGAGACUACUGGCGCCUCCUCACCCCGGGCAUCCACAUUGUCACCGCCUCGGCUUCCGGAUACACCCGAGCCACAAAGAAAGUCCACCUGCCUGCUCUGAUGCCGACUGCAGGCCGGGUGGACUUUGUGCUACAGAAAGCUCCUCCAGACUCUGACCUGCAGGAGGGUGAAAACAUCUUCUCGUCCAUGAGCACCUACGAGCGGUUUGACCCAUACAAGCAGUACACUCAAUACACCAUGAUGGCUGACCUGAACCAGCAGCGUGAAGAGAGAGCGGAGAAACCCUGGUGGUGGAACUACUUUGUCUCAAUUGGGGGGCCUGCACCCACUUGGCUGCUAAAACGCCAUUAGAGCUUGAAAUGGAGAAAAACAAUGCCCUGAACUUGCUUUUUUGUGGAGUAAUGCAUGCUUUCAAAUGUACAUGAUUGGUCUCAGUUUUGUAUGUGAACAUCUUACAUUAACAAACUAUUGCAUUAGCAAUAAAAUGGUUUUGGAUCAUUUGUUUCAUUCAACAAAUGAUUUCAUGACAGCUUUGCAAAAAUAUUCUAAGCCUGGAACAGAAGUUUGUUAGAAACAGUGCACAUUACGCUAAACACACUGUCCCCAUGGUGAAACAUGGCAGCAUAUUUCCGUGGGGACAAAAUUCAGCAGGGACACGGAAGCUGGUCAGUUUAAUUCACCUUCCAGCGUGACAAUGACCCUAAACAUAAAGCCAGAUUCCCAAUGAAUUGGUUUAGAUCAGAGCAUAUUUAUGUGUUUGAUUGUCCUAGUCAAAGUCCAGACCUAAAGUUAAUUGAGAAUUUGUGGCAAUUUGUGACUUGAAAGUUGCAAUUCAUAGAUGCGCUUCAUGCAAUCUGCAAUUUUUCAAAGAAAAGUUGGGCAAAAAGGUCAGUCUUUAGAUUUAUAAAGCUGGUAGAGACAUAGCUGUAAUAUCAGUGAAAGGUGGUUCUACACCGUAUUGAUUUGGGGGUGGGGGGGUGAACAGAAAUGCCCACCACACUUUUCAGAUUAUAUUUUAUUUUUUUAUUAAAAACCAUAAUGAUUUUUGUUGCACUUCACAAAUAUGUGGUGUUUUGUUUUGGAUCAAUACAGUAGACCUUAAUAAAAUUCACUAAAGUUUGUGGCUGUAAUGUGACAACACAUAAAAGGUUCAAAGGGUAUGAAUACUUUUGCAAGGCUUUUUUUACACAUGAAAAGCAGCGGCCACUAGAGGGCUAUCAAGUCUACUUUUGGCCAAAGUUGCUCCAGACUGUUGCUUUGAUAAAAAAUAAAACUGCUCAAAAUAAAUGUC
Messenger RNA from Girardinichthys multiradiatus, 2980 nucleotides. RefSeq names its product carboxypeptidase Z-like. The coding region runs from base 55 to 2040 and encodes 661 amino acids. The transcript has 11 exons. Lineage: Eukaryota; Metazoa; Chordata; Actinopteri; Cyprinodontiformes; Goodeidae. Gene Ontology annotation, molecular function: protein binding; metallocarboxypeptidase activity; zinc ion binding. Gene Ontology annotation, biological process: proteolysis. The record is from RefSeq and is a predicted model, not a curated record.